AUGGGAUUCUCGAAUGGAAUCGGAACUCUGGCCGGUUUGACAUGUCCAUUUGUCACCGAACAAUUUACGGCUCAUUCGAAACACGGCUGGACAAGUGUGAGUGGAUUUUGGGGGGAAUUUCAGGGUGAAGCACCUAAAAACUCAUGAAAAAAUCGAUUUUUUCGUGCUAGAACCUGAAAAUUCAUUGGAAAAUCGAUAUUGUCAUAUUUGAGCUCAAAAUACAGCAAAAUUCCGUGAUUUUUAUCAUAUUUGAUACAAAAAAGGCUCUAAAUUCACAGUUUUUUGGUUUAAAACAAGUUUUCUUGCUCCGGAACCUCGAAUUGUCACGAAAAAUCGAUAUUUUUCAUUCGCGAGCUCAAAAAAUCACAAAAUUCUCCAAUUUUGGACAUAUUUACUAUAAAAUACUCGAUAUUUCCAAUUUUCUGACGAAUUUUUAGAUUUUUGACUGCAGGACCCUAAUUUUGCAUGAAAAAUCACGAAAAUCUUCAAUUUUCGAGUUUUUCAGCAAAAUUAGACUCUGAAAUCCAGAAUUUUCGAAAUUUUCCGCUGUGACUCUCUCAAAAUUGCAAAAAACAUAGGGUUUUUCGUGUCAGGACCCAAAAAAUCCCCAAGUUCACCUUAUUUAUCACCAAAUCCUAUAUAAUUUCCAGGUUUUCCUUCUCGCCUCUCUAAUCCACUUCACCGGUGUCACAUUUUAUGCAGUUUAUGCAUCAGGCGAACUUCAGGAUUGGGCCGAGCCAAAAGACGAAGAAGAACCAUGGGCAAAUAAGGAUUUGGUGAACAAAACUGGAAUUAAUGGUGGCGGAAAUGGCGGAGGAGGUGGAUAUGGUGCAGCUGCUGAAACUACAUUUACUAAUGCUGCACAUAUUCCGGCUGGAACUGAUACUUCUUAUCAGACUGGUUAGUUUUCGCAUACAGCAGGCUUCCGCGUGCCGCUGCGCGGAAGCUUGCGGAUAGCUUCAAAUCCCAAUUUAAAAAUUUUCCAGCUCCGGCUUCAAAUCCAUUCUCCACAAAUUGGGACGAAUCGCAGCCAGUCGUCCAAAAUCCACAUUAUCAACAAUGGUAG
Caenorhabditis angaria is the source of this 1066-nucleotide messenger RNA. NCBI's taxonomy places the organism in Eukaryota, Metazoa, Nematoda, Chromadorea, Rhabditida, Rhabditidae. The record is from the annotation of a GenBank genome assembly.